This is a messenger RNA of Aedes albopictus (Asian tiger mosquito), 1698 nucleotides long. RefSeq lists its product as uncharacterized. The transcript has 3 exons. The record is from RefSeq and is a predicted model, not a curated record. Bases 1 to 1698 code for a protein of 565 amino acids. Lineage: Eukaryota; Metazoa; Arthropoda; Insecta; Diptera; Culicidae.
AUGACUAAGCUGCAAGUGAUCAAUUUACAUGCUACUAGUUCGGGAUACGCCAAAUUUUUAGGAGAUCUUGGAUCGUAUAUAGGGACCAUCAAGAAUGGAAAAGAUCUAAUCUGCUUAGGAGAUACCAACGCUCAAAUAGGCGUAGAUAACCCGAGUGAAGAGGAAAAACAACUCAUCGGUAAAUUUGUGGGUCACGAACAGUCGAAUCAGAAUGGAGAGCAAUUAAAAUUUUUCAUCCGGCGUCAUUGCUUAGCGUUGCGAACAACAAUGGCGAACAAAACGUUGAUGAGCACAUGGGCAUCCGGAAACAGAGCAUCACAAAUAGACCACAUGAUGACAAAAAUCAAUUCCAGAGUAUUUCUAAAAAAUAUCAAUGCGCAGUGGGUUCGAAAUGUUAGCACAGAUCAUAAAAUCAUUUAUGGCGGAAUCAGCAUCGUAAAUAACGCAACACCGAAUGGUGAUAACUUUUCUCAGCUGGAUGCGGAGAAAUGGGACGUAUCAUUGCUGAAAGACGAAACGCUCAGAAACAAAUACGCAGAAACCUUGGAUACCAUGCAGAUUGACGUGACCUCCGGAGCUAUUUCUGAUGUCUGGAAAGCAUUCAUCGAUAAGAUCAAAUCAGCAGCCAGCCGGACGAUUGCAGAGAAUAAAAAGAUACCAACCACCCCGCGGAGGCGCAAAGCUUUGGCAAACGUCAAAAAGUGGUCCUUCAGAUUAAAGAGAGAUCCAUUCAAGAAAUCGGCAUUGAACAAUCUCAAAGAUGCAAAACGCAACCUAACGAGCCUUAAUAGACGUCACGAAGAGGAGGAGCAAGUGAAGUUCUUUGAAAAUCUUCAAACAUUCAAGAUCGGCGAGAGAAUUAACAGGACCCACGCGUACAUGAAAAAACACCGGAAGCGAAACAACAAAGCAAAUAAGCCUUACAUCCCUAUGCAAAAUUGGCAGACUGGACAUAACAAUGAAUCAAUGCUCCCCAAUCGUUUGACCGGGUCGGAGUAUGACACAAACGAGGUCCCCAGUCUUGAUAGAAUAGAAAUCAUUCUGAAACAGAGCAAAAACGGUAAAGCCCCCGGGAUUGAUACUAUAAAUAUGGAAUUGCUGAAGUACGCAUCUGAAAACACGAUUGAAGAACUCAAGCAAAUUCUCAAAAGGAUAUGGAAGGAGAACGAAAUACCGGCCCAAUGGAAAGAAACGCUACUAAUACCAAUUCCGAAAAUACCUCACCCCAAAAAUGUGGCGGACUAUCGCAGAAUCUGUCUUAGCAGUGUUGGUUAUAAGUUAUACGCAUCAUGGAUACUGCACGAGUUAACGGCGAAUACGACUCCUAUAGGAACCCACCAAGCAGCGUUCCUGCAAGGAAGAUCCACAAUGGACCAUGCCUUUGUAACAAAACGUGUGCUAGAAGAAAGAUGGAAUGCGGGGGAUGAUACGAUACUAAUGGCUCUUGAUAUCAGUAAAGCUUUCGACAAGUUAUUAAACGUGCUAAAGAGUAGCUCUCGUUUUGAUUCAUUUUUCUUCGUCCGAUUGUUCCACGUUCCGGUUCUCGUAUCCGCUUCGGUAUCUGUGGUCGGUUCGUCCGCUGCGCUUCCUUUGCCUACAGGUUAUGGGCGCCAGUGUCCGGAGAACGCGGAAAUUGUGACGAUUUCGGUCGGGAAAAUAGUGAGAAAGAUCGCGGGUCUCGUCGUGUGUGAUUUCUGA